Messenger RNA from Thamnophis elegans (Western terrestrial garter snake), 2374 nucleotides. Its product is annotated as N-alpha-acetyltransferase 16, NatA auxiliary subunit-like. The coding region runs from base 133 to 1692 and encodes 519 amino acids. Gene Ontology annotation, biological process: N-terminal peptidyl-methionine acetylation. The record is from RefSeq and is a predicted model, not a curated record. Gene Ontology annotation, cellular component: NatA complex; cytoplasm. NCBI's taxonomy places the organism in Eukaryota, Metazoa, Chordata, Lepidosauria, Squamata, Natricidae. The transcript has 12 exons. Gene Ontology annotation, molecular function: protein-N-terminal amino-acid acetyltransferase activity; protein binding.
GGUGAAAAAUUUAGAGAAUUGUUGGAUAAAUUCUUAAGGGUUAACUUCAGUAAAGGUUGCCCGCCCCUGUUUACAACUUUGAAAUCUUUGUACUACAGUACAGAAAAGAUUUCAACAAUCCAAGAGCUGGUAAUGAGUUAUGAAGCUUCUUUGAAAACUUGUCACAUGUUUAGUCCAGACGAAAACGGAGAGCAGGAACCGCCAACGACGCUGCUCUGGGUUCGGUAUUUCCUUGCGCAGCAUUUCGACAAGGUUGGGCAAUUUUCCUUGGCAUUGGAUUACAUCAAUUCUGCUGUGACGAGUACGCCAACGUUAAUAGAGCUGUUCUAUUUGAAAGCCAAAAUUUACAAGCAUGUAGGGAACCUCAAGGAAGCUGCCCGAUGGAUGGACGAGGCCCAGUCCUUGGAUACGGCAGACAGAUUCAUCAAUUCCAAGUGUGCAAAAUAUAUGCUGAGAGCAAAUCUCGUCAAGGAAGCGGAGGAAAUGUGUUCCAAGUUCACACGGGAAGGGACUUCCGCCACGGAGAAUCUGAAUGAAAUGCAGUGUAUGUGGUUCCAGACGGAAUGCGCCCUCGCUUUUCAAAGAUUAGGGAAAUACGGGGAAGCUUUGAAGCAGUGCCACGAAAUUGAGAGGCACUUCUUCGAGAUCACGGAUGACCAGUUUGACUUCCACACGUACUGUAUGCGGAAGAUGACCCUGCGUGCCUACGUCAAUCUCCUGCGGCUGGAAGACGUGCUGAGGAAACACGCCUUCUACUUCAAGGCCGCCCGAUCGGCCAUCGAAAUCUACUUGAAGCUGCACGACCAGCCCUUGGCCAGCGAGAACAAAGAGCAGGAAGUCAACUCAGAAAACCUUUCCGCCAAAGAACUGAAGAAAAUGCUGAGCAAGCAGCGGCGGGCGCAGAAGAAAGCAAAACUGGAGGAGGAGAAGAAGCACGCGGAACGAGAGCGGCAGCAGAAGAGUCAGAAGAAGAAACGAGACGAGGAAGAGGAGGAAACCAGCGGCCCGAAGGAAGAAUUGGUCCCCGAGAAACUGGAAAGGGUGGAAAAUCCGUUGGAGGAGGCGAUUAAGUUCCUUAUACCCCUGAAGAACCUCGCGGCAGACAACAUAGAUACUCAUCUCCUGGCCUUUGAAAUCUAUUUCAGGAAAGGAAAGUUCCUGCUAAUGUUGCAGUCGGUUAAAAGGGCCUUUGCCAUUGGUGAGAACAACCCCUGGCUACAUGAAUGUUUGAUCAAGUUUUCCAAGUGUGUGUCGAAUCACAGCAAUUUGCCAGAAAUCGUGAACAAGGUUCUUUCGCAAGAAAUGGAGAAGAUCUUCACCAGCAAAGAUUUGGAAAGUUUCAACGAAGAAUUUCUCAAGCGUAAUUCUACCUCUAUACGGCACCUGCUCUCAGGUGCCAAAAUGAUGUAUUUCCUGGACAAUUCAAGGCAAGAGAAAGCAAUCGCCAUCGCCACUAGACUUGACGAAGCCAUGAGGGACAGAAACGUGGAGAUUUUGACGACGGUUUUGGAUUUCCUGCGUGAUGGCACCUUUGGCGGAUGCCACAGCCAGAGCGAGGCGUAUCGGACCGCGUGCCACAAAAUGUUCCCUUUAGCGACGGCCUUCAUGUCUCCCACCAGUGACGAGGACAGUUGCUUUGCCCCCGUCAAUCAUACGGCCAUCAAUCAUGAAGUGCUGACCAAUGAGAUUUGAAACAGAAGGCCAGGACCAGCUCCUGACAGUCCAGGGAUCGUCCGGGAUCUUCCCGCUGGAUCUCAUCAGAACCACUCAGCUGUCCAAACCCGGGAAACUGGAGGCAAAUCUACUCUGCAGGAAAUUCCUUUUUCCCUCAACAAAAGCUGCCAACGAUGAAUAGAAACAGCCUUUUUUGCAUAAUGCUGGGCGUAUUUAUACUCUGUACAGCUAUAAAUCUUUCUAUUCUGAAUCGUCGACCCAUAAAUUCCAUUGAAUAUACCAAUAAAUACGAUCACUUCUUCCAAAACGUGCAAGGAAAAUGUCCGUACGAGGAGAACCUGAGGAGAGGCCGCCAUCUUGACUGUGUCACCAUCCAUGUAAAGUCCUGCAUGUGAAAGUUAACAAACUAGGAUAAAUAUAUCCUCGAAACAUGUUUUGUGUGUUUCGAUGGCGUCCUUGUUGCUCCCUUAGCUUCGUUGUUUUCUUGCAGACAUUUCAUUGCCCUGUUGUGAUCAAGGCUUCCCGAGAGCAGGAAGCAAAGUCCUUGUCCCGACAAAAACCCCUUUUAUUAAUUGGCUAUGAAUUCUUCUCAUUCACAGCCGGUAACUGUUUUUCAAGGGAGGACUUACAGUCACAGACCUUCUCUGGCUUGGAGAGCUGCCAGGCUGAUUAUCUGCAACAUUUGGCAAGGAGUCUUGGA